Messenger RNA from Filobasidium floriforme, 1580 nucleotides. RefSeq lists its product as uncharacterized. NCBI's taxonomy places the organism in Eukaryota, Fungi, Basidiomycota, Tremellomycetes, Filobasidiales, Filobasidiaceae. The transcript has 3 exons. Bases 1 to 1431 code for a protein of 476 amino acids. The record is from RefSeq and is a predicted model, not a curated record.
AUGGUCCUCGGAUUUGGUAACAAGAACGCCGCUCAGAACCCUACCUCUCCCACUCACCCCACUUCCACCUCAGCCACUCACCCCACUUCCACUCACACCGGCACUGAUAUCGGUGCUACCCACUCCGGUACUACUGGCGGCACCCACGCAGUAGGCAACGGACCCAUCUCCGGGACGGGGUACAACAACUACCCUGAAGUCCACGCGCACGGCAAGACUGGGGAGGGGGUUAGUGGACAUCAUGUCCCUGGAUCGGGAGCGCAUGUCGCUGGGACUCAUUUGCCUGGAACUGGAGAGCAUACCAACCCCGGCCACGGAACUACCCAUACGGGAACUGGGCUUGGGCAUUCGACGGGUACGGGCUUGACGGGAGGUAACACCCACCAUACCACCGGUACGGGCCUUACUGGGUCGAACACCCACCAUACUACCGGUACUGGUCUCACCGGUUCGCACACCAACACCAACACCCACUCGUCCGGGACUGGCUUGAUGGGCUCGAACACCCACCACACCUCGACCACCCAUACCGGAACGGGAGUCACCCCCGGUUCAGGCGCGCCCGUCUACGACAAACAUGGUGAAGCGCAUUCUUCCAAACUCGGGGCUACCGCUGCCAACCUCCUCCCCGGUAACAACACCCACUCUACCACGGGUACGCACGGUACUGCCGGCGCUCACGGUACCCAUGGUGUACAUGGGACUCAUACCAACUCGUCUGGGGUUGUUCUCGACUCUGUCACUGGACAGCCGCACCACUUGCACGAGACGCACGGGUCUGGGCUUACUGGUUCGCACGGAACCCACACUGGCACUGGUCUUACGGGCUCGCACGGUACCCACACUGGUACGGGAUUGACUGGUACCCACGGUACCCACGGUACUACUGGUCUUCAUUCGACCGAUAUCACCGGAUCUGGUCUGACCGGAUCUCACGGCGCUACGACCCAAACCGGGCCUGGAUUGACUGGGACCCACGGCGCUCACACAGGGACUGGCUUUAACGACGCCCACGGUACUAGCACUCACUCUGGUACGGGUCUGACUGGGAACCACGGGACCACCGGUCUGACCGGGGCGGACGGGACUGGCCUGGUCGGAAGUCACGGAGGGGCUCGUGGAACCGGAUUGACUGGGACCCACGGUGGGAUCGGCGGAACGACGGGUACCAACCACGGGACCCAUGGUCACAACACCAACACCUCGACCGUCGGGGCUGGUCACUCUCACUCGCACGGUGUCGGACACACCGACGCCGCGACGCUCAAGGAGGCCGAAAAGCUGGAAAAGAGCGGACAUACGCAAGAGAAGAUCGGGAGCAUGUUGGGUAUGAAGAGCAUGGCCGCCAAGGGUGAAGCCAAGGUCAUCGAGGCUCAACAGCUCAAGCACCAGACCGGCGCUGAGCCCGGUGUAGCCGGCCGACACAUCUGAUGCGUCAACCCACCAAGAUAUCCUCUACCCUCUUCUUUUCGAGAUUGAGCUCGUCCGACCGGAUUGUGUAAUUCGAAGGCCGCUUCAACGGCCCAGAAUCUCGUUCAACGUAUAGGUCCAAGUAGUUAAUUUGACGUGAUUGUCUUGUU